This is a messenger RNA of Priapulus caudatus, 1941 nucleotides long. RefSeq lists its product as uncharacterized. The transcript has 18 exons. The record is from RefSeq and is a predicted model, not a curated record. NCBI's taxonomy places the organism in Eukaryota, Metazoa, Priapulida, Priapulimorpha, Priapulimorphida, Priapulidae. Gene Ontology annotation, biological process: cell differentiation. Gene Ontology annotation, molecular function: protein binding. The coding region runs from base 1 to 1941 and encodes 646 amino acids.
AUGGCCGCCGCCACACACGUUAUUCCAUUCCUCAACCUCAUCUGUGUCUGUGUGCAGAAUUCACAACAGGGGCAUCAAUCUGGGGAGAGUGGUCCGAAAUUAUGGAGCAGCGUUGUGGGGCAUGUGGAAGGGGAGCAGGGACCGGACGAGGGGAACUGGCGGGAGGGAGGAGGUCGUGGCGUGACCACGCAGCAGCAGCAGUCAUUGGUGCAGUCACAUAGCGGUGUUGGUCUCAAUCCAAACAGGAACGGACCACAGACACCAGCAGACAGCCAGAAAAUGGAUGGUGAGGCGUUCAGUAGACCAGCUAUUGUCAGGGACGAGGAUUUAAAAGAGUUGGACCACAUAAUGGAAAAUGACCAAAAUGGAUUCAGUUGGGCAGCAGUGCAGAGUGAAGUUGACUAUAGUAAGGAGUUAAAGUUCAGUGAUGAUGAAGAUAUUGCAAGCAACAGAUUGAAUAGGGAUGAAAGCAGGAAAGAUACGUCAGACAGUACAAGGUCAGCAGAAUCGAGAAGUCAUGACAAGGAGCAUCAGCGGGAUGAUAGAGAGUACAGGCAGCGGUGGCAGCAGCAGGGAUUGCCGUUUGAUCAUCGUGGUGGGCCACCCAUGCCACCGUACCCGGGCGGUCCUUCAGGACCCCCUCGGCUAGGUCCUAUGGCACCUGGCCCUUACCCUUCCCAGCCUGGACGUGCACUGCCACCAAAGCAGCCCGAUGUGGAUGAUGGAGAGAUGUGGCGACAGAAAAGGAGGCUGCAGAGCAGCGAGAUGACUGCGGCAGUCGAGAGGGCGCGCCAGAGAAGGGAGGAGGAGGAGAAGCGUUUCGAGGAGGAACGCAAGGCCGCUCUCGGCGAGAAGCUGGGAAGCAAGCGAGAAAAUAAACGCAGCAAAGAUUCAAAGGACAUUAAUAGAAGCCAUAAAAAGAAGCCAAAAGAUGAGAACUUGGUGAUACUGAGCCUGACAUCUCGUGAGCACCGUGUUCUGAAGCAGAGACUGCUGGAACCAUACCUAUCAGGCACAUCGACAAGGGAGUUUGAGUACAAAUGGAUCACCACGUGUGGGCUGCUCUCAGACAGGUCUCAAGAUCAUGUUUUAGGAGACCAGGAAAAAGUGUGUGCAAGGGCUUUAUGUUUUGUGCUGCAAAGGAUGCUAGAUUUUCUGGGGGAUGUUCCAUUUUUAGAUCGUGAUCUUAUUGAGAGGCUGGAUCCAAUAAUAAACAGUGAGAGGGAAAAAUGCCCAGUGUCUCUGCAGAGAUUGAUGGGAAAAUAUCAUUGGUACAUGUUUGAAGAAAUUGGGCAACAGACUAGGUUGUUAUUCCCGGAGCUAAACCACAUUCAGGCUGUGACUGCCGUGAUGGUUACUGCUGUAUCACUCUGCAGCUACAUUCUAGAAUCUCGUGUGAAUCCAAACGUCAUUUCAGAAUAUAUGAAAGCAGAUGAGGAGCGUACACAGGACAGCAGAGGAUUCAAAGACUUGGGGAACCAGGCAUUUUUAAAGAAAGAUUAUUCAAAGGCACUACAUUGCUAUACAGUAGCCAUCGAGAAAAAUCCAUUCAAUCACAUCGUUUACGAAAUUCGGGCACAGGUGUACAUUAAAAUGAAGAAGUACUCGAGUGCGAGAUCAGACUGCUUCCGUGCAAUGCUUCUGGACGAAACCUGGUUAAAGGCAUAUUACAGGGAUGCGGAUGCACUAGAGAAGAUGGGGCGGCUGGAGUAUGCCUGUGCCACACUACAUGCUGCCAUUAAAAACUGCUCUCUCGUUUACCCCAUGGCUGAAUUUAAGAAUAUAAAUCAGAAACUGGCUAAAGUCCAGCAAGCUUUAUUAGACAAAGAGGGUAAUGAAGUGCAAACGAAGCUGCAGCAAGAGCAGAAGGUGCCACCUAAGGAGCAAGAACAGCAGCAGCAGCAGCAGCAGAAACAGCAGCAGCCGCAGCAGAAACAAUAA